GCACCUCGUUCCCGGCGCGCCUCUCAAUCCUUUUACUAUUGGAGGGCAGCGUCUCACCUCCAAUCCCGCAUCCUCUGUUCUUAUGAGGAGUCGCGUUUUCCCUCACCAUCAAGGCGACCCACACAUGGCUCUGAAUUCAGUGUGCAGUAAACACCACGUUUACUAUUUUCAAUUUAUUGAACAGUAAGAAAGAAACGCAGAGAAUGACUGAAGAUGCUGGCUCCUGUCUGGCAGAAGGGGGUGGACCCUCAGGGCUGGCUGAAGAGAAAGAGCCUAUCCCGGGGGGCCCCGGUGUGGAGGAUCAAAGUGGCUGUGCUAAAGAGCCCCCUCCGGAUCAUGAAGGGGGGGACCCCAGCGUUUACCGCUACGUCCGAGAUGACCUCUUCACCUCGGAGAUCUUCAAGGUGGAGAUCCAGAACCUGCCCAAGUUCGUGGGGUUCAACGACCUGAAGAAGUUCCUUGAGAAGCACGGGGUGAACCCCCACAAGAUCAAGCUGUUUGGGAGGCAGCCCUUCGCCUUCGUCACCUUCCGCAGCGAGGAGGAGCGGGACAAGGCCAUGAAGUCUGUCCACGGCAUGCUGUGGAAGGGGCGGGCGCUCAGUGUGCGGCUGGCCAAGCCCAAGGCGGACCCCCUCCUCAGGAAGAGGAAGCAGCAGGAGGAGGGGGCCAACAGGGGGCAGCCCCAUGCCAAGCGCUGUGCCCCAGCGGACAGCCCUGCGGAGGAGCCCCUCAGCAAGCAGAUUGCAGAUGUGGUGACCCCGCUGUGGAACGUGGCUUACGAAGAGCAGCUGAAGAUGAAAGAGCAGGAAGUUGAGGGAGUGCUCCAGAGACUUACAAAGGAAAUCGGCAACAAUAACAAAGCCAUGCUGCCCUGGCUGUUCGUUCAGAAGCAGAAGUACAAUAAUAUGUGCUGCCCACUGGAGGCUAUCCGCCCCUCCCCUGCACAGACUGAAUACCGUAACAAGUGCGAAUUCCUCAUCGGAAUGGGAGCCAACGGGGAAGACAAAACGGUCGGCUGCCGGCUCGGCAAAUACAAAGGAGGGACGUGUGCCGUGGUGGAGCCUUUCAACACCAUUCACAUUCCUGAUGCCACCAAGAGAGUGGUGAAGGCGUUCCAGGACUACAUCAGGACCACUGGAUUCUCAGUGUACAGCCCGGAGACGUACGAGGGCCACUGGAAGCAGCUGACUGUGCGCACAACCAGGACCAAUGAGAUCAUGGCCGUGGUGUACUUCAACCCACAGAAGCUGAGCGAUGCAGAGUUGGAGGAGCUGAAACGCUCUCUUGGAAAGUAUUUCAUGGAGGGAAGUGGAAAGGGCAGCGGGGUGACUUCUCUCUAUUUUGUAAAAGAAGGCCAAAGGAAAUCUCCCACCCUGGAGGACCUGCCCCUUGACCACGUGGCUGGGGAUCUGUGGAUCCACGAAGAGCUGCUAGGACUGAGGUUCAGGAUUUCACCUCAUGCCUUCUUCCAGGUGAAUACGCUGGCUGCAGAGGUGCUGUACUCUGCAGUGGGAGACUGGGCCCAGCUGGAUCCGGACAGCACGCUGCUCGAUGUGUGCUGUGGCACGGGGACUAUCGGGAUCUCCCUGGCAAAGAAGGUAAAGAAAGUGAUCGGGAUCGAGCUGUGUCAGGAAGCUGUGGAAGAUGCCAAAGUCAACGCUCAGAUUAACGGUUUGAGCAACGUGGAGUUCCGCUGUGGAAAGGCAGAAGACAUAUUUCCCACUUUAAUUAACUCCGUUGUGUCGCAAAGUCUGGUUGCUAUUGUGGACCCACCCAGAGCGGGGCUGCAUCCCAAAGUUAUCCUGGCAAUCAGAAGAGCAGAGCACUUAAAGAGGCUAGUCUACGUGGCCUGCAACGCCAAAGCAGCCAUGAACAAUUUUAUAGAUCUUUGCAGAUCCCCCUCGAACCGAGUGAAGGGGUCUCCCUUUCGACCAAUCAGAGCCAUGGCAGUGGACCUGUUUCCCCAGACCAUGCACUGUGAGCUGCUCCUCCUGUUCGAGAGAGUGGAGUAUAAUUCCAACGGAGCUGCUGCUGCCACUGCAGAGCCCAGCUUACACAGAGACCCCGCCAAUGAGUCGACUGGAUCACAGCUUCCUGCCAGUCAGACAGAGACUGGAUCACAGCUCCUUGCCAGUCAGACUGAGGAAACCGGAUCACAGCUCCCCGCAAAGGAACCCUAGCACACAGGACUGUCUUAUUUCCCAUCCCUAUUGCUGUUCAGGAUGUACCAUCCUGUGUAAACAUGUGGAAGAGAUAUGAAAAUACAAUGCAGUGCCCCCUCUAUCUGACUCGGACAUAAAGAACUGUACUGUGUGCCCUUCUCCAGUAAUAUAGAAUACCUUUGUACAUGGGCCAGCAUUGAAUUGAGAAGUAUUGAGAGAGCACUCUGGGGGCUGCAUUUCCAUGUACAGCAGCAUGGCCUCUAGUGUUGUUUCACUGGAAGAUGCUGCCUGGUCUGUUCCAACAGAGAUGUUUAUUUCUUCUAAAGGGAAAAGGUGGGACUGACUUGAACAUUGUUUUAUGUAGAGUUAUCCAAAAACAAGUGUAAUGUUAAAGGCAUUGUGCUCACAGGUCUGUUCAGUUUGAAAAGUAACACUUUUUUUUUUUUAACAGAUUUGAAAUAAAACCUGUCAAUUUGA
Molecule: messenger RNA, 2639 nt
Organism: Polyodon spathula (Mississippi paddlefish)
Lineage: Eukaryota; Metazoa; Chordata; Actinopteri; Acipenseriformes; Polyodontidae
Gene: trmt2a
Product: tRNA methyltransferase 2 homolog A
Exons: 13
Coding region: 204-2180 (658 amino acids)
Biological process (GO): RNA processing
Molecular function (GO): RNA methyltransferase activity; RNA binding
Source: RefSeq, a predicted model, not a curated record